AUGACUCAAAAUGAAAUGAAUGAUCCGGAAUUUGUGAAAGACAUUGAUAUAAAUGAUCAACGAAAUAGGUAUCUCUUAACUAAAGGACCAACCCGAGCUGAAAUUCAACAAGAGACAGGCUGUUCAGUAACGACAAAAGGUCAAUGGUACCCAGAUCGAACGAUGGCAAACGAUCGAGAUCCACCACUUUAUCUUCAUUUAACAGCUACAACUCAAGAAGUAUUAGAUAAAGGGAUUGCAAAAGUGAAUGAAUUGAUAGACCAAGAUCUAGGUCCACUAACUGAACAACCGUUUACUCAUCAAAGAAGUGAAAGACAACCUAGAGAACGUCAGAAAUGGCCAGAACAUAAAAUCGAAAUCGGACUUGAAAGUUUAAGAAACUUGAAUGUUAGGGCUAAAGUAGUAGGACCAGGGGGUAUGUUUGUAAAAUAUAUCCAAAGUGAAACUGGAUCUAGAGUACAGAUCAAAGGGAUGGGAUCUGGAUUUUAUGAAACUGACACGGGUACCGAGUCGACCGAACCCAUGCAUAUCAACGUCACGUAA
Melampsora larici-populina 98AG31 is the source of this 543-nucleotide messenger RNA. RefSeq lists its product as uncharacterized. NCBI's taxonomy places the organism in Eukaryota, Fungi, Basidiomycota, Pucciniomycetes, Pucciniales, Melampsoraceae. The record is from RefSeq and is a predicted model, not a curated record. Bases 1 to 543 code for a protein of 180 amino acids. The transcript has 6 exons. Gene Ontology annotation, cellular component: nucleus. Gene Ontology annotation, molecular function: RNA binding.